Molecule: messenger RNA, 609 nt
Organism: Miscanthus lutarioriparius
Lineage: Eukaryota; Viridiplantae; Streptophyta; Magnoliopsida; Poales; Poaceae
Source: the annotation of a GenBank genome assembly
AUGAGCAGGGAACAGCAGAUGCCGCCGCCGCCGCGGCGGUUCAUCGCCAUCCGCUUCUCCUCCGGCUGCCGCUCCCAGUCCAGCGUCGACGUCGCCGACACCGCGCGCCACGGCAAGAAGCCCCACCCGCAAGGGGCUGAAACAGGGGCGGUGCCAGGCAGCGCGUCGGUGAGACCGCCGGCCCCGGCGGCGGCGGCGGCGGCGGCAGGGGGCAAGGGGGAGUCGCUGGUGGCGCGGCUCCUGCGCGGGUUCAUGAACCUGUCCCAGAUCUUCGCGGUGUACGACGAGGACGAGGAGGAGGAGGAGGAGCGGGAGAUGGUGAUCGGGCUCCCCACGGACGUGAAGCACGUGGCCCACAUCGGCUGGGACGGCAGCACCAGCACCACCACUAGCCUCCGCUCCUGGAACCGCACCGCGCCGCCUGCACCGGCCUCCUCGUCGUCGUCCUCCUCGUCCGCCGCCGCGGCGCCCCCGCAGCCGCAGGAGCAGUACCCGCUGCCCCUGCCGGCGCUGUCCAUGCGGCAGUUCGAGCUCGCCAUGGCCGCCCAGGCCGCUGGAGGCGCCACGACCACGAGCGGAGGCGGAGCUGCCCACCGGCGUCACAGCUAG